Molecule: messenger RNA, 3524 nt
Organism: Homo sapiens (human)
Lineage: Eukaryota; Metazoa; Chordata; Mammalia; Primates; Hominidae
Gene: RDH13
Product: retinol dehydrogenase 13
Exons: 8
Coding region: 1771-2766 (331 amino acids)
Biological process (GO): retinol metabolic process
Cellular component (GO): mitochondrial inner membrane
Molecular function (GO): all-trans-retinol dehydrogenase (NADP+) activity
Source: RefSeq, a predicted model, not a curated record
CAGGUGCGGCUGCUUCAGGUAGGGUGGUCAGGGAAGGAGGCGGCAUCUGAGCUUUGACCUCAAUUUCGAGAAUGAGCCAGGAAUGCAGAGAGGAUUUCAGGCAGAGGAAACCUUAGGGAGGCUGGCGGGUUAAAUCUGCAGGGGUGUGGCUGGCCGGAGGAAGUGAGGUGUGAGACAGUCACGUUGAUGGUGACAGCAGCAGUGACCGUAGCAGCCUAGAGGUGGCCGAAUGCUUACUCUAAUGGGCUGGCCCAUCCCUGAGUGUCUAGAGUUCCCAGCCCGCUUAAGGAAGGAAGGAAAACACAGGCAGCUCUAAGUGUACGACGAGGGAGGUCUCAUCGGCGGUGAGGAAGCCCAGGCGGGUCCCCUUCCCAGCUGAAAGGGGUUCGGAAUUUCACUCUGUCGCCAGGCUGGAAUGCAGUAGGGCAAUCUCGGCUCACUGCAACCUCCACCUCCCGAGUUCAAGUGAUGCUCCUGCUUCGGCCUCCUGAGUAGCUGGGACUACAGGUGAGUGCCACCACAUCCAGCUAAUUUUUGUAUUUUUAGUAGAGACAGGGUUUCACCAUGUUGGCCAGGCUGGUAUCAAUCUCCUGACCUCGUGAUCCAUCUGUCUCGGCCUCCCAAAGUGCUGGGAUUACAGGCGUGAGCCACCGUGCCCGGCCAUUGACUAAGGUCUUAAAAUAGCUCUUCCUGCCUGUAUAAUCUCCAUUAUGGCAGGGCUCAUAUAAGAAGAUGACAGUUCAUCUGAUGAGGAAGAAAACUUACUCCUAGUUAGAUUGGGUUGAAUUCUUCCCUGUUUCCAGCGGUGUCUGCUCCUGGCACCUCAGGCACAGUCAGGGGUAGGAGGUGGUGAUCAGAUACACUCGCUGUGAGCAGUGCAAGGGGAAGCAGGUGCCCAGAGGUGCAUCCCGGUUUGGUGGGGGUGACAAACAUGGACAGGUAAGUGCAGGAGUGUGUGCAAUACUCAAUCUAAGAAAGGUAGUUCAGGCAGAGUUCAGGGAAGAUAUCUCUGUGCAGGGCCAGACAUGGGGAUGAGAUUCUGAUAAUUUGGGAAUGAAUCAGGCCCCCAGCCCCUCCUCCCUCAGACUCAGCAGUCCAGGCACCCGGCCCUCCUCCCUCGGACCCAGAAGUCCAUGCUCCCAGCCCCUCCUCCCUUGGACCCAGGAGUCCAGGCCCCCAGCCCCUCCUCCCUCAGACCCAGGAGUCCAGGCCCCCAGCCGCCUUCUCCUGCAGGACCCCAGGAGCUUGGGUACCCACAGGCUACUAGAUCCUUGUUUCUGUGCAUGGAAAUUCUCAAAUUAUCUCCAAAAGUCUAUGAAGAAGGUAAACACACAUUUCCAGAUGAGGGAAUAGGCUGAUAUAGUUGAAAGACACACAGAGGGUCACAGUCUGGAAUUGACAGUGGUGGGAUUCGAACCUAUUUCACUCCAGAACUGCGUAGCGCCUUAUACGCUGCGGCAAGUGUGACGUCAUUCGAACAAACCAUAGGCCCCGCCCCCGGACUAGCCACGCCCACAGGCUCCUGAAACCACCAAUCCCAGCUGUGACAGCGCUCAGGACCGAUGCUCAUAGGUCCCGUCCCUAGGAUCCCCGCCCCCUCCGCCCGCGCCCCGCCCCUCGCAGCCCAGUUCCGGACGCGGGCCCAGCCGCGCCUGCGCCUCCGCUCGCCUGUGGCUGCGUCGCGCGCUCUUCCUCGGAGCUACCCAGGCGGCUGGUGUGCAGCAAGCUCCGCGCCGACCCCUGACGCCUGACGCCUGUCCCCGGCCCGGCAUGAGCCGCUACCUGCUGCCGCUGUCGGCGCUGGGCACGGUAGCAGGCGCCGCCGUGCUGCUCAAGGACUAUGUCACCGGUGGGGCUUGCCCCAGCAAGGCCACCAUCCCUGGGAAGACGGUCAUCGUGACGGGUGCCAACACAGGCAUCGGGAAGCAGACCGCCUUGGAACUGGCCAGGAGAGGAGGCAACAUCAUCCUGGCCUGCCGAGACAUGGAGAAGUGUGAGGCGGCAGCAAAGGACAUCCGCGGGGAGACCCUCAAUCACCAUGUCAACGCCCGGCACCUGGACUUGGCUUCCCUCAAGUCUAUCCGAGAGUUUGCAGCAAAGAUCAUUGAAGAGGAGGAGCGAGUGGACAUUCUAAUCAACAACGCGGGUGUGAUGCGGUGCCCCCACUGGACCACCGAGGACGGCUUCGAGAUGCAGUUUGGCGUUAACCACCUGGGUCACUUUCUCUUGACAAACUUGCUGCUGGACAAGCUGAAAGCCUCAGCCCCUUCGCGGAUCAUCAACCUCUCGUCCCUGGCCCAUGUUGCUGGGCACAUAGACUUUGACGACUUGAACUGGCAGACGAGGAAGUAUAACACCAAAGCCGCCUACUGCCAGAGCAAGCUCGCCAUCGUCCUCUUCACCAAGGAGCUGAGCCGGCGGCUGCAAGGCUCUGGUGUGACUGUCAACGCCCUGCACCCCGGCGUGGCCAGGACAGAGCUGGGCAGACACACGGGCAUCCAUGGCUCCACCUUCUCCAGCACCACACUCGGGCCCAUCUUCUGGCUGCUGGUCAAGAGCCCCGAGCUGGCCGCCCAGCCCAGCACAUACCUGGCCGUGGCGGAGGAACUGGCGGAUGUUUCCGGAAAGUACUUCGAUGGACUCAAACAGAAGGCCCCGGCCCCCGAGGCUGAGGAUGAGGAGGUGGCCCGGAGGCUUUGGGCUGAAAGUGCCCGCCUGGUGGGCUUAGAGGCUCCCUCUGUGAGGGAGCAGCCCCUCCCCAGAUAACCUCUGGAGCAGAUUUGAAAGCCAGGAUGGCGCCUCCAGACCGAGGACAGCUGUCCGCCAUGCCCGCAGCUUCCUGGCACUACCUGAGCCGGGAGACCCAGGACUGGCGGCCGCCAUGCCCGCAGUAGGUUCUAGGGGGCGGUGCUGGCCGCAGUGGACUGGCCUGCAGGUGAGCACUGCCCUGGGCUCUGGCUGGUUCCGUCUGCUCUGCUGCCAGCAGGGGAGAGGGGCCAUCUGAUGCUUCCCCUGGGAAUCUAAACUGGGAAUGGCCGAGGAGGAAGGGGCUCCGUGCACUUGCAGGCCACGUCAGGAGAGCCAGCGGUGCCUGUCGGGGAGGGUUCCAAGGUGCUCCGUGAAGAGCAUGGGCAAGUUGUCUGACACUUGGUGGAUUCUUGGGUCCCUGUGGGACCUUGUGCAUGCAUGGUCCUCUCUGAGCCUUGGUUUCUUCAGCAGUGAGAUGCUCAGAAUAACUGCUGUCUCCCAUGAUGGUGUGGUACAGCGAGCUGUUGUCUGGCUAUGGCAUGGCUGUGCCGGGGGUGUUUGCUGAGGGCUUCCUGUGCCAGAGCCCAGCCAGAGAGCAGGUGCAGGUGUCAUCCUGAGUUCAGGCUCUGCACGGCAUGGAGUGGGAACCCCACCAGCUGCUGCUACAGGACCUGGGAUUGCCUGGGACUCCCACCUUCCUAUCAAUUCUCAUGGUAGUCCAAACUGCAGACUCUCAAACUUGCUCAUUUAAAAGAAAAAAAAAAGAAGAAAAUGUA